Molecule: messenger RNA, 765 nt
Organism: Prosopis cineraria
Lineage: Eukaryota; Viridiplantae; Streptophyta; Magnoliopsida; Fabales; Fabaceae
Product: UPF0481 protein At3g47200-like
Exons: 1
Coding region: 1-765 (254 amino acids)
Source: RefSeq, a predicted model, not a curated record
AUGGCGACAGAAGAAGUUACUGCAGUAUUAGUGGACACAGAAGAUGAUCAACAAAUAUCCUCGUUAAAAUCUUCGGAAGCCACGUCAGUAAUAAUAAUGGACCCUUGUAUCUAUAGAGUGCCACCGUUACUUCGCAAAAUGAAUGAAGAAGCCUGCACUCCUUCCCUGGUUUCCAUUGGUCCCUUUCACCAUCAAAACCAAACACUGAAGCCGAUGCAAGAUCUCAAGUUUUCUUACUACAACAAAUUCCUGGAGAGGACUCCUCCACAGAAUUCAUUAGAUGUUUAUGCUGAAGCCGUGACAGAAUGGGAAGAUAAGAUUCGACAUUGUUAUUACUGGUCAAUACCAAUGGCGAGUUUUGAAUUUGUUAGCAUGAUUCUAACUGAUGGUUGUUUCAUUAUUGAGUUGUUUGUUUCAGUCUUUCUAUCAGCUACAGGGGAAUCAAAUGAAGACACUAAUUUGCUGAUGGAACGAUGGCCAAGAUCUGACAUAAUGCGAGACUUGAUUUUACUUGAAAAUCAGAUACCAUUCUUUGUUCUUCAAGGCCUAUUCAACCUGGCUUUUCCCAGCCGCUUAAAUGGAAACUCAUUUCUUGAGCUUGCCUACAAAAAUUUCCAGUAUACUUUCCUGACAUGUAUAUAUCCUCCAAACAGCAAAAUGUUUGAGAAGUUCAGCCAUAACUAUUUUAAUGAUCAUCACUUGACACUACCUAAUGGUGAUAGGUUGCAAGUGGAACACCUCUGUGAUAUGUUAAGGGCCUUUUAA